Messenger RNA from Cuculus canorus (common cuckoo), 2351 nucleotides. Its product is annotated as protein eva-1 homolog C. Lineage: Eukaryota; Metazoa; Chordata; Aves; Cuculiformes; Cuculidae. The record is from RefSeq and is a predicted model, not a curated record. The transcript has 8 exons. Gene Ontology annotation, molecular function: carbohydrate binding. The coding region runs from base 146 to 1609 and encodes 487 amino acids.
CCCCGUCCCUCUGCUUGAGGGCAACGGAGGUGGGAGGGAAAGAGUUUCUGUGCCAGUAAGGGUGAUGCCAAAGCACAGCACCCACUCCCUUGCCAUGGAGCACCUUUGAAAAUGUGAUCCCUCCCUCCCUGUGGGAGAUGUCCUCAUGCUGAGAGUGUCCCAGCUGUCCAGAGCAGCCCCCUGCCUCGGGCAGCAGACAAAGAGCGGGCACACAGGCGCCCGCCUGGCCCCAGUGCCUUGGCAGGACAGAGAAGCGAGCCAUUGUCCCCGUGCACAGCCAGCCCCAGCGCCCGCCGCCACCCAUCAGCCCAGCGGAGGCUGCCUGGUGGGACAGAGCAGAAGCUGUAGCUGGUGCAGCAUGACCCGGCUGGUGUGGCCAGCCACAGCCCUGGUCCUCCUCUACCUGGCUGCAGGGCUGGUGGCCAGCCCAGAGCUCUCCGGGUACCUGCGCAAGGUGUUGAGGAACCACACCAUCCACACCUGUGACGGGGAGCAGCUCCUCAUCGUCUGCCCUCGCAAGACCAGCAUCAGCAUCCUUGGCGCCUUCUAUGGGCGUCGUGUACCCAGCCCCAACCUCUGCCCCAGCCCUGGCAACACUUCCCAGGAGAGCACCGAGUGCACAUCUGCCACUGCCCACCUGAAGCUGCUCGCAGAGUGCCAGGACCAGCAGUGGUGCCAGUUCUCAGUGCACAGCCAAGUCUUCGGGCCGGACCCAUGCCCUGGGACACACAAAUACCUCAUCGCUUCCUACAAGUGCCGGCCAGGGAACCAUCGGAUCAAGACUGUAUGUGAGAAUGACAAGCUGAGACUGCAGUGCCGACCCAAAUCCAUCCUGGCUAUUUAUUCUGCAAAUUAUGGACGAUUCCUUCGGGGCAAACCAGAGUGCGAUGCCCUGAACACUGGAGGACCACAUAUAGAGUGUUUGGCUCCGGAUGCCCUGCGGAGGGUAUCCAAGAAGUGCCACCGCAAGGGGAACUGCACUGUGACUGCUGACCAUGCCACCUUCGGGGACCCGUGCCUCCCCGGCAUGAAGAAACAGCUGCGAGUCUCCUACACCUGCGUACCCAGGCAGCUGCUGGAGGAGGUGGGCCCUGAUACCUCAGACCCUUUCCUGCUCUCUGACUACAUGCAUGGUGGCUGGUACAAAGGGCCCAGGUUCUCCAGGCUCCGGGAAGACCGGAUGAUUUUUACUAGCUCCCUGGCAGCUUUUGCCCACCUUUGGGGUGUCCCAGAGAAAGUUGGCCUCUACUUUCUUUGCGGAGUCUCAGGAGGCCUCAUACUCCUGCUGUGCAUCAUCAGCCCCAAAACGACCUUCCUUCAGGAGGUGGGAGAGGCUCUCAAAGACACAGAGCUGGGGAGCAGCUCGGAGCUGAGCAGGGCCAAGCUGCGGGAUGAGCAGGACGAAGACCUUCCAGAUGACAGUUCCUCGGACUCCUCCUUCCGCCGCCUCACCCGCACCUACCGGGCCACUGACAGCAUCUUCAGCCCUGAGCUGACUGCGGCCAUGGAAGGAGCAGCAGAUCACCACGGCCAUGGUGGGGAGGAGAUCUGGAUGCCCAAGGAGUCGAGCCCAUAUGCCAUCCACAAGAUCAAAUCAGCCACCAAAUAACAACUGGAAAAAAAAUGACCACAGAGCAGUGGGAGGUGAAGGCUAAAAAAUGGGAUCUGGCACUGGAGACUAAGAGUUUGGGCUCCUCGGGGUGAGUGGGCAUCCCAAGUGGCAGUAGGGCCAUAGCAGACCCAGUGUGGCCAUCAGCUCACUGCUCCAUCAGCCUAGUAAACUCUGACCCAGGGGUAAGACACAGUCCCUGGGUGUGAUGAGGAGCUGUGGGAUGGCUCGUGGGACCACUGGCUCCUUUGCCACCAACAUGCCGCUAACCCUAAGCUAACCUCAGCUCGCAUCAGCUGGCUCUAGUACCUAACUCUGCCUAGCCACCAUGAGCCCACCUUGAGCCUUGCCAGCCUGUUUGCUCCCGUCUCUUCUUGACUGCUGACUUCCACCCCUGGUGCUGCCAACACCCUCUAGCUGUCAGGCAGCGUGCUGGCAGCAGAGAAGCAGCGAUGGCCAGGAUGAGGGGAGGAUGCAGGCAGAGCGGGUGGGACAGCCCCUCAAGCAUCACCCAGCACAGCUCUACCACACCACAUGCCUUGCAGUCUGGUAUCCCUGAGAGAGUUGCACCCUGGAGCAGCCGACAGCUUGGUAUAGCGCUGACUCUCACCUCCCUGUGGGCACUUGGGAGCUCUGCCACUCUGUGUUGCUCUGUGCUUUCCUUCAUGCUUCUGCUGGCAGGAGAGCCCCGGGCUCACUUGCUAGGCAUCCUUUCAGUAAAUAAAUGCAACAGCUCGUAGAC